Molecule: messenger RNA, 1962 nt
Organism: Populus nigra (black poplar)
Lineage: Eukaryota; Viridiplantae; Streptophyta; Magnoliopsida; Malpighiales; Salicaceae
Product: serine/threonine-protein kinase PBL34-like
Exons: 7
Coding region: 290-1618 (442 amino acids)
Biological process (GO): protein phosphorylation
Molecular function (GO): ATP binding; protein kinase activity
Source: RefSeq, a predicted model, not a curated record
GUACACACUGCGAUGAUGGUGAUGAUGAUGCCUGCGAUCUUUAACAGCAGCAGCAACACCAACAAGACCAACACUAACGCAAACAACAACAUUAACAUUUUUCAAUUCCUCUCUCUCUCACACUCUCACUUUCUUUUUCUUCUUCAUCAGUUCACUCAUAACAAAACAUAACAUAACCCAACCAUGACCAAUCUCUACUCACCUGUCUAUCACAUCCCAUGCAAUCAUAGUGACAAUCCUUGAUAUAAAAUUAGAAAACAAGAACCCAAAAAGAAAACUAAACAAAGUUAUGGAUAGCAAGUGUGGUUGCUGGGCUGUCUUAAAACGUGGAGUUAGAGGUUCUUGCAAGUCCUCUGCCUCUAGAGAUUCUGCUAACGCGAUCCCUCGUACUAGUCUUGUUUACGAUGCAGGAACUGGGAAAUGCAAGUUCUAUUUCAGUUUACAAGGUUAUCAUGCUACUGAAACAAGAUACCUAAAUGCAAGCAAUCGAGAGUUAUGUGCUCAUAAUGAAGCACAACUAUCUUCUGAUAAUCCUGAUCCACAAGAUAAGAAAUCUCCAUGCCAGUUGCUGCAGUUUACCUUUCAAGAACUAAAAUCAGCAACAGGGAAUUUUAGGCCUGAUAGCAUUCUUGGAGAGGGCGGAUUUGGAUAUGUGUUUAAGGGAUGGAUAGAGGAAAAUGGAACAGCACCAGCAAAACCUGGGUCGGGAAUCACAGUCGCGGUAAAGAGCUUAAAGCCAGAUGGUCUUCAAGGCCAUAGAGAAUGGGUGGCUGAAGUUGAUUUUCUUGGACAGCUUCACCAUCCUAAUCUCGUUAAGCUUAUUGGUUACUGCAUCGAGGAUGAUCAACGGCUUCUUGUUUAUGAAUUUAUGACGCGAGGGAGUCUUGAAAAUCAUCUUUUUAGAAGGACAAUACCUCUUCCAUGGUCCAACAGGAUUAAGAUUGCACUUGGGGCUGCAAAAGGAUUGGCCUUUCUCCAUGGUGGCCCUGAACCAGUUAUUUACAGAGAUUUUAAGACGUCAAACAUUUUGCUUGACUCAGAAUAUAAUGCUAAGCUUUCAGAUUUUGGUCUAGCAAAAGCUGGGCCUCAAGGGGACAAAACUCAUGUUUCUACAAGGGUUGUUGGGACAUACGGCUAUGCUGCUCCAGAGUAUGUGAUGACAGGACACCUGACAUCUAAGAGUGAUGUUUACAGCUUCGGAGUUGUGCUGCUUGAGAUUUUGACAGGCAGAAGAUCAAUGGACAAGAAGCGACCUAGUGGUGAACAGAAUCUAGUUGCAUGGGCACGACCUUAUUUAGCUGACAAGAGAAAGAUGUACCAGCUAGUGGAUCCCAGGUUGGAGCUGAAUUACUCCCUUAAAGCGGUCCAGAAAGUUUCUCAAUUGGCUUACAGCUGCCUCAGUAGGGAUUCAAAGUCCCGUCCUACAAUGGAUGAAGUUGUGAAAGUUCUCACUCCAUUGCAAGAUCUAAACGACCUUGCCAUUUUAUCUUAUCACUCUCGCUUGUCUCAACAAGGGAAGCGCAAGAAGAAAAGUGAAGGAGCGCAGCAGCACGCAAAUGUAUCUUCCAAAAGCAUCAGAGAUUCUCCCUUGAAUACUGGCAAGCAGCGUUAUAGAUAAGGGCAAUCGAUUCAAUCUCCUUGAUUGAUUCAAGUAUCAAGAAAAACAAAGGUUGGUAUUCUGCCUUCGUAUUCGUUGGCUAUUCUGAAGGGAAUAUUUCAAGCUUGUUUUAUGACGUUUGGGUGUUCUAAGAUUUUCUGGAUCCAGAAAAACAUCUGAAGAAGAAAGAUAAAUCAGCUUCUAUGAAAACUUACACUAGAGAGCUAACCAUCAAUUCAGACCUUGCCUGUGAUUUGCUGUUAUUGUAAUUGAGAUAUAGCUUGUAAUUAGAUGAAACCUUCCAUUCCUAAGAUUGCUACAUGUCGCUAUCUGAAUGUCAAUUGCUUUGAGGUUUUGGAGUUGCA